AUGGGAGACAGGUAUGCGAAGCUCCGUUAUGAGACUUUUCGGUCUAAAGCAAAUUACGCUUCUGCAGCGUCUUCUCGCAAUGACCGAAGUGCUAUGCAAAAAGCGCCUACCAGUCACGUAUCGCACCGUCUCAUUGAGAAAAAUGACAAGGCUCAAGAAGAGCGACAAGUGGCACAUAUCGUGAUCCCAGCCUCAUCAAUCGAUACAGCGUGUUUGCCCCUGAACCUAGAGGAGGCAGUAUUCGCCAACGUCCGUUCUGCAAGAGUUGGCAAGACUUUGAUCGGAAACGAUGGCCGUCUGAGAGAGCCCGAUCUGCCCAGCUUCAAACAAAGCGAGAAUUUCGCAUCUUGUGGAUGGUGUCAUCAGGUACUCAAUCGGUCUGUAUUACAUGCGACUCGGAAGGGAUGGUCGGCUGAAGGGAGACGCCAUUAUCUGCGCGAUCUCCAGCCCUACAUGUGUCUGUCGGAAGGCUGUCGUGAAUCUCGGCCCUCGUUCGCCUCGUCAUUCGAGUGGUUUAAUCAUAUGGAGUCGGAUCACACGGACUCCUGGUCGUCGAGAAUACACAAUCAGCCGGCCUGGAUGUGCAUUGCAAAACAUGAAAACGACUCAGUCUACACUUUCUCUUCCAAGGACGAACUACUCAACCAUAUCCGAGCUCAUCAAUGCAAGACUUGGGUAUGCACUGGCGUGCAUGAAAACCAUUCAACUUCUGCCUUCUCUUCUAGAGAUGCAUUAAGUCACCAUAUCUUACAUGAUGGGUGCGAUGGCAAGGAUGUCCCGGACAGUAACGAUCCCAAGUAUCCUGAGUGUCUCGUUCAGACUUCACGACAGUCGUCUUCAUGUCCGCUUUGUCUGUUCUCGGUGGAUGACCAAUCAUUGGAUGAUCGGAGUGCGUCGGGUAGCGAUGGCAAAGAGAACCUAGCCACCUCACGGGCAAUGGGAUCACACAUUGCUGACCACCUUCACCACGUUAUGAUCAUUUCUCUGCAGAUCAUGUCGGUUAUGCAGGGUCCAUACGAUGAAGGCGAUGGCGAUACCCUGAGUCAACCGAGUGCACUGAGCACGGUAUCAUCGGACCCCUUUGAGGAAUCGAUGGAGAAGCGGCUCAAUGACUUACCUGAGAAUGUCCAAGGAUCAAUAGGAUGGUCUGACACACAGGAGGACACAGGCAUUAUGGCAAAUCGACUGAACGAUUUUUUCGCCGAUGACAAACAAAGAAACGUCACAUACACUGACUCUGAGAUCCAACAGAUCUCCUUCCUCUUAAGUCAAGACAAUCUGCUAUGGAGCAAAGUUCCGAGAACAUACAUUGUCCUUCGGACUAUCGACUGCUUGGAUUCUCUUGACUAUUUCAUCAGGGAUGGCAUCCGUGAUAUCUUGCUUCCCCUCACCGAGCGGGAGAUCCCAUCAUGUAUCUCGCCAAGCAAGCACUCGCAAUUCAUGGCUGCGCAGGAUCUAAUAAUGACUAAGUCAAUGUACCUUGAGAAGGGCCAGCAUUGCUUUUAUGGGGAGCAUGAAAUUCUUCCGCUCAAGAUGGAAGAGCACCUUGGUUCUGGAUCGUCGAAGACCGUUGAUCGGGUUCGUAGUUUCAUCAGUUACCGAGAAUAUGCGCUAAAGCGAAUAUCCCGGAGAAAAUUGACCGGUGAAGGACGACUACUUAGCACGAAGCGCAUUCUCGAUAUAAUGGCGGUCGUUAAGCGUACAGAGCACCGUCACCUGGAGAAGUUUGUUGGGAGCUUUAUUGAUCCAGAGUCCAUCGGUUUAAUCAUGUCUCCCGCUGCUGAUGCAAAUCUUUCUGAUUAUCUUUCUGGACCCAUGAUCGUCACCCCCAUGGUGUUGCGCACCUGGUUUGGUUGUCUGGUUCGGGCGCUCGAAUAUCUACACAGGGAGACGAUUCGGCACGACAAUAUCAAACCAAGUACUAUCUUGGUGCAUCAUGGUAAUGUCCGGUUUUCAGAUUUCUUGAUGGGUGAUUUCAACAAAAGCCUCCGCACGCCAGGCGACACGCUGGACGAAAUGACGCUGAGAUAUGGUUCACCAGAAGAAGUCGCCCUCAAACCGCUCAGCCGGCAUGCCGACAUCUGGAGACUAGGGGUUGUCUUCCUUGAGAUGGCGGCCAAACUCAAGGGCAGCUCGGCUGGGCAUUUCCACAAUUUCAUACAAACGCAUGGCUCAAAGCAGCCGUAUUAUCACGCAAAUCUUGCUGGUGUUCAGGCCCUUAUCAUUGAGCUCGAAAAGAUUGGUAAGCCUACCGACAACGUAGCGCUUGCGUGGUCUCAGUCAAUGAUCACUUUCGAUCCAGGCCUGCGGCCAAGCGCAUCAUGGUUGAUCAAAUCUAUCACUAGUGAUGGCAAACUUCGGGAGAGCGAAUGGUGUUGCAGGUUUUGUUACGCUUCUCUUCCACCACUGAGCUAG
Molecule: messenger RNA, 2415 nt
Organism: Alternaria alternata
Lineage: Eukaryota; Fungi; Ascomycota; Dothideomycetes; Pleosporales; Pleosporaceae
Product: kinase-like protein
Exons: 1
Coding region: 1-2415 (804 amino acids)
Biological process (GO): protein phosphorylation
Molecular function (GO): protein kinase activity; ATP binding
Source: RefSeq, a predicted model, not a curated record